Acanthamoeba castellanii str. Neff is the source of this 1827-nucleotide messenger RNA. RefSeq names its product Frizzled/Smoothened family membrane region protein. Lineage: Eukaryota; Discosea; Longamoebia; Acanthamoebidae. Gene Ontology annotation, molecular function: protein binding; transmembrane signaling receptor activity. Gene Ontology annotation, cellular component: membrane. The coding region runs from base 1 to 1827 and encodes 608 amino acids. Gene Ontology annotation, biological process: cell surface receptor signaling pathway. The record is from RefSeq and is a predicted model, not a curated record. The transcript has 17 exons.
AUGAUGAUGAUGAUGAUUUCUCCCUCCUCCCUCCUCAUCUCCGCCGAGCAGCAGACUGGCCUUCGCGAUGAGCGGGCCAUCGCCGCCGCCUGCGUCCCGUGGCGGGGGUCCCCGGCCACCGCCGGCAAGUGCGACCACGUCAUGUCCGCCGUCGUGCCCCCCUCCCUCCCUAACAACGUCCUCCUCAUUGGCCAGUCGUACGAGGCCACAGACAAGGCUGCCGCCAACAAGACGGUGUUAAUGGGCGCGUUCUUCCCGCCCGUGUGUCGGAAUCCCCUGCUGGCAUUGACGUGCAUGGGCAACUUCCUCCACUGCCGCUUCUCCACCGUGCCUCAGUUCGACGUCUACCCGCCUUGCCGGUCGGUGUGCGAAGCCGUGGUCCUGGGCUGCACCGCCUUCUUUGAGUCGCAGGGCACCCUCGGUCAGCUGCCGGACUGCGAUCAGAUCGACAACAGCACCGGCACGCCCUUGCCGGCCUUCCCUCCGGACGGCACCCAGUGCCUCUCCGUGCCACCCGACCUCUGUACCACCUCCCCUAAGCCAUUCAUUCAUGGCGACCUUACCGACCAUCUUGUGCCGUACACGCAGGCGGACUGCCCCUAUCCGCUAAAGUACAACUACGACGGCGAGUCGUCGUUCGCCGAGAACGGCUACAACGGACAGGACAUGUGCGUCAUGCCCUGCCCGAACCCGAUGUGGAGCGACGCCGAGUGGACCGGCGGCAUCACCAUCAUGAUGAUCGUCGGCGGCUGCUCGUUCAUCCUCGCCGCCUUCAUGGUGAUCACGCUGUGUCUCAUGCCCGCCAAGCGACGCUACCCCGGCUCCCUCUUCAUCUACAUCAUCAGUUGCUCGAUGGUGGUGAGCUUCGUGGUGGUGUUCUUCCCGCUCGUUUCGGGCGGACCCACUCGCAUGGUCUGCACUCACGGCUCGCCUCCGGUUGAGGUCACGUUCGACAAUGCGCGCGAACACGAUGGCGGCGGCGUACCGUGCGUGCUUCAAGGAAUGGGCAUCCUUUUCUUCGGACUCGCAGCCAAUUUCUGGUGGCUCGCGUUGUGCAUCAACGUGUUCGAGGGAAUUCGUCGGUUCCAUUUGUUCUUCCACAUCGUGGCGUGGGGCCUUCCGACCCUCGCCGUCAUUAUCUGUCUUGCCGGCACCACCUUCGGCGCGCUGCCGGCGAUUCCCUACUGCUUCGUGGCGGGCAACGAGUGGUGGGCCUGGACCGUCUUCUACUUCCCCAUCGGCAUCACCCUCAUCGUCGGAAGCAUUCUGAUGGUGGCUGCGGUCGGGCGCAUGAUCAAGAUUCGAUUCCGCAUCCGGCGAGGCACGACGACGGGCCAGACCAUCGAGCAGGUGGUCCGGCUACUGCUCUUGAUCGUCGCCUACUGGCUCAUCCUUACCUACCCCUGGGCCUUCCGUAUCUACACGCGCGUCAUCGAAGAUGACAUCGCCGAUGGCGUUGAAGCGCAGAUUCGUUGCAGCGUGGCGACCGGACAGGAGUGUGGGCUGGACACGCGCAUCAACAUCGGCUCGUGGUACCUCAUGCUCAUUGAUCUGAGUUGCCACGGCUUCGUGCUGUUCGGCUGCCUCUGCUCGACGGAGACCAUCCGGUUCUGGGUGCAAAUCCACAAGAUCAUGUACACCAAGCCCUUCCGAGAUGCCAUUGCCGAGGUCAAGGACAUGAUCUCCGGUUCGGGCGAUGACGGAUGGAGCAAGAGCACAGUCUCGCGCCAGUCCAAGCGAAGCUCCAUGAUGGCAUCAAGGUCGCAGGUCAGCGCAGACACGAGGAGCGCUAGUGUCGAGCAGGACGGUGACGAAGAGGGCCUGUAA